AACGAGCGGGUCGGCUCCGCGCGGUUCGCGAGUUAGGUUGGUUAGUGGUUCGGUGCCGAGCUGCUACUUUUAGUGUUACAUGAUUUAUUGCAAUAGCAUAGAUAAUCUGUCGCGAUUGUCAGGUCGUAGCCAUGGUGUUUUGGAUGUUCCCGGCGUCCCGGCGUUGUUUCGGGUACUUCUUGCACGCUGUAUCUUGAAGGCCUAGUGUCCAGCAUCAUGUGGUCAGUGCUGAACAAGGCUGGCAGCAUGGGCCAGUCGGUGUUGUCGGUGACAGACCGGUGCUUUGAGCCGGCUGUCGACAUCAUCCUGCGAGUGCCCAGCCUGGUGCUGCUUGACUACUGCUGGCAGUUUGAGCUGGACCGCACACUUCUGUGGGGUGCUGACAAUCAGGACAACUAUGGUAUCUUCAACACCAUCAUUGCCAUAUCAUUGGUGCUGCAGGCGUUCGCCGUGCUGCUGCUGCCGCUCGAGUACGUGGUGCGGCUCUACAUGCACUACAUCAGCGCCGCUGUGCUCGUGCUCGCCAACCAGUUCUCCUACUACCACGUGACGAGCGAGGCGGCGCAGCCGGCCGGGCCCGGUCUGGCCGGCUUCUUCCAGCUGGUGCCCGUGUGGCGGAUCUGGGGCGACGCGGCCGACGGCGAGGACCGCCGACCGCAGGUGGAGUUCCUGCGCCGCCAGUUGGCUGCCAUUGCCGUCCACCUGGCGGCCGCCGUCUGCGUCACCGUGCUGCUCGAGGUGGAGGACACGCUCCGACGCGUCUCGCUGCUGGCGCACGCGGCGCCCGUCGUGGCGCUGAUGGCCGACAUGGCGUCCGGCGCCGACCUGGUGACGCUGCACAACUGCGCCAGCGCCGUCACCAUCCUCAGCUGCCUCACCUGGCUGCUCGGCUGCGUGCCGGCCUGCAUCGAGUACUACCAGCAGCUCUACCUGAAGUACUACUUCCACGCCACGCAGGUGUACGACGCGGCGGGCAUGGCGCGCCAGUUGCUGUGGACGCUGUUCGUGCCGCGACUGCAGCUCGCCUACUGGCUGUGCCUUGUGCUGACGCAGUUCCACCACUACGUGUACGUGCCGCGCAGCCAUCCGAUCGCACGCCGUGAGUGGUACAUCGUCCUGCUCUCGGCCGUCGCCAGCACCACCGCCUCGCCCAUCAGCCUGGCCAGCUUCUGCGUGGCCGUGGCGUACGGCUCGUGGGCCACCGUGCGCCUGCUACGCGCGCUGCUGCGCGUGCGCACCGCCGCGCACAGCGGCUGGAUGGAUGCGGCCACGGUGUUGGUGCUGGCGCUGCACGUGGACCUCAUCCACCUGACCGUGCGGGCGCGACUGGCCGUCAUGUCGGUGGCGCUGUUCGUGGCCGCGACGUCGACGGCCCACGCGGUGUACGACGUGGCCGAGGCGGCCGUGCUGGCGCUCAGCGCCUCCGGCUGCCGGCGGCCUAGCCGGCACCUGCGGGUCGUCCUCGUCUGCUUGCUGCUGGCCGCGUUGCCCGUCUACCUGACGGUGCUGCUCUGCCGGCUGUUUGAGCGCGACUUCUGGAUCCUGCUCGUGUCGUCGUCGGCGCUGACGCUGGCCGUGCAGGCGCUCGGCCUGCUCACCGUGUACGCCGUCCUCCUGUACGACGCGCAGCGGAGCGAGCCGUGGCGCCAUCUGGACGAUGUGGUGUACUGCACGCGCGCCACGGCCGGCGUGGUGCAGCUGCUCGUCGUGCUGCUCGUCGUCGCCACCGGCGUGUGGGAGUCGAUGCACGGCCGCUGGUCUUGGGCCAACGUGGCUGUCCUGCUCGCGCACUGCUACUUCAUCGUGUGGCGGCGGCUGCGCGACGGCUGCUCGCAGCUAAUGCUGCGCCGCGCCGCCGCCCGCACAGCGCGCGCUCUGCCCGAGGCGGCGCCCGACCAGCUGGCACGUUACGGUGACGUCUGCGCCAUCUGCUACUGCGCCAUGAGCGAGGCGCGCCAGCUGCCGUGCCGCCACCUCUUCCAUGCCGCCUGCCUGCGCAAGUGGCUGUACGUGCAGACCAAGUGCCCGCUGUGUCAGGCGGAGCUCGGCGACAUCCGGGAGACGGGAGAGAGCGCCGCCGCUGAGCGCAAAGGCAGCGCCGCGGCCGAACUCCGACAGAGGAGACCACCAGGGAGUGGAGAGGGCUUCUAG
Pollicipes pollicipes is the source of this 2151-nucleotide messenger RNA. Its product is annotated as RING finger protein 145. The record is from RefSeq and is a predicted model, not a curated record. The coding region runs from base 217 to 2151 and encodes 644 amino acids. Gene Ontology annotation, cellular component: endomembrane system. NCBI's taxonomy places the organism in Eukaryota, Metazoa, Arthropoda, Thecostraca, Pollicipedomorpha, Pollicipedidae. Gene Ontology annotation, biological process: proteasome-mediated ubiquitin-dependent protein catabolic process; ERAD pathway. Gene Ontology annotation, molecular function: zinc ion binding; ubiquitin protein ligase activity. The transcript has 4 exons.